AUGCCUCCCCUCUCCCCGCCAUGCCUGUCUGUCCUGAACAGAAACUGCCCCAAAGGAUUCAGAUGCUGUGACAAUGGCUGCUGCCUGGAGAAGACAGUGUGGGAUCCCUCGAGUGACCCCUUAAGGAUCCUGUUUAUCAUCUUCCUGGUCAUGGUGCCCCUCCUGUGCAUCUGUGGCCUAGUGAGGCGCUUCUGUCGCAAAUGCAGAGAACCAGAGCAGAACCUCAGAAGGGAUCAUCACAUCCCUCCAGAACCACCCUCCAGUGCCCCCUUAGAGAGGAUCUGGGUCACUUCCUUGGAUCCCCCGCCACCCUACAGUCAGGUUGUUCUGAAGUCUACUACCACAGAACCUCCUCCUCCUCCUUACAGCCUCAGGCCUGAGGAGCCUGCUGAUCAGAUGAGAGGCACUGACAACCCAGCCUUUUAA
Acomys russatus (golden spiny mouse) is the source of this 426-nucleotide messenger RNA. RefSeq names its product transmembrane protein 92 (gene Tmem92). Gene Ontology annotation, cellular component: nucleoplasm. Lineage: Eukaryota; Metazoa; Chordata; Mammalia; Rodentia; Muridae. The transcript has 3 exons. The record is from RefSeq and is a predicted model, not a curated record. Bases 1 to 426 code for a protein of 141 amino acids.